AUGGGGUCCCAGACAGCCCAAUCCCAGGGUUUCAAAAUUCUUCCCGCCACUGCAGAAGAUUUUGUGACCUUGGCAGAAGUGGAAUCUAUCAGCAAUGAAACCGCCACGAAUACCCCGAUGGAAGCAAACAUCUCCCGUAUCAUGUUUGGACCGCCCAAUGCUGAAAAUCACAAAUUCCGGGCUAAAGGUCUUGUCGACAGCCUGAGCAAGGACUCUACCAUGAGGAACUAUAAAGCCGUGGUGGAGGAAGACGGCAAAGAGAAGAUUGUCGCCUGGGCCUCAUGGAACUUCUACCCUGAGGUACAGCCUAUCAAGGAUUGGGUCGAUCUCGACUGGCCAGCGACUGCUAAUAAAGAGGCAUGCAACGAUCUCAUAGGCCGCAUGACAGCCAUCAGACAGCAAUAUAUGUCUGGAAGAAGAUUUGCCUUUCUACAAGUGCUUGCCACUCUUCCCGAUUUCCGGCUUAGAGGAAUUGGCUCGAGCCUUGUCCGACAUGGCCUUGCAGAAGCGGAGGCAUUGGGCUUGAGUGAUCUUUGGCUGACGGCCUCCGCGGACGGUCAUGAUCUCUACACGAAAUAUGGGUUCCAGGACCUUGAAUCUGUUUUCACGCAUGAGGAUAUUGCAAAGUAUGGAGGAUCGGGUGACCCAAAGAUCAUGGCCAUGGGACGAUUGGGCUAG
This is a messenger RNA of Penicillium longicatenatum, 678 nucleotides long. RefSeq lists its product as uncharacterized. The transcript is spliced from 2 exons. The record is from RefSeq and is a predicted model, not a curated record. Gene Ontology annotation, molecular function: acyltransferase activity, transferring groups other than amino-acyl groups. The coding region runs from base 1 to 678 and encodes 225 amino acids. NCBI's taxonomy places the organism in Eukaryota, Fungi, Ascomycota, Eurotiomycetes, Eurotiales, Aspergillaceae.